Molecule: messenger RNA, 1322 nt
Organism: Cyprinodon tularosa
Lineage: Eukaryota; Metazoa; Chordata; Actinopteri; Cyprinodontiformes; Cyprinodontidae
Gene: sparc
Product: secreted protein, acidic, cysteine-rich (osteonectin)
Exons: 10
Coding region: 161-1060 (299 amino acids)
Biological process (GO): anatomical structure development
Molecular function (GO): calcium ion binding; collagen binding; extracellular matrix binding
Source: RefSeq, a predicted model, not a curated record
GUUGGGGGAUGGAGGGGGCAAGAGCCAUGUACAUACUGGGACGUCCCACUGGAAAUGUCUUCUGAGCAAACUGGUGAGCCAGUUAGAUCUUCCUGGAGCCCCGCACACGGCUGACUUCUCUCCCCAUUGUCCCUGCUCUGCAAAGCUGAAGUCUUUGAAGAUGAGGGUGUGGAUUGUCUUCCUCCUGUGCCUGGCUGGCCAUGCCAUCGCUGCUCCUACCGAGGAGGAACCGCUUGUAGAGGAGCUGGUUACUGAGGAGGCAGUUGUUGAGGAACCAGAGGUGGGAGCCAACCCAGUGCAGGUGGAGGUUGGAGAGUUUGAUGAAGCCAUUGAGGUUGAUGAUGUUGCAGCUGAAAAUCCCUGCCUGAACUACCACUGCAAGAAGGGCAAAGUGUGUGAGGUUGAUGAGAGCAACACCCCCUUGUGCGUGUGCCAGGACCCCUCCACCUGCCCCCCAGCUGAGGGAGAGUUUGAGCAUGUUUGCGGCACUGACAACAAGACCUAUGACUCCUCCUGCCACUUCUUUGCCACCAAGUGCACUCUGGAGGGAACCAAGAAGGGCCACAAGCUUCACCUUGACUACAUUGGACCCUGCAAAUACAUCGAGCCCUGCCUGGACACCGAGCUGAAUGAGUUCCCUCUCCGUAUGAGGGACUGGCUGAAGAACGUUCUGGUGACCCUAUACGAGCGUGACGAGGACAACAAUCUGCUGACUGAGAAGCAGAAGCUUAGGGUAAAGAAGAUCUAUGAGAACGAGAAGAGGCUGCAGGCCGGUGACCACUCUCUGGACCUCCUGGCUCGUGACUUCAAGAAGAACUACAACAUGUUCAUCUUCCCUGUCCACUGGCAGUUCGGCCAGCUUGACCAGCACCCCGUCGAUGGAUACCUGACCCACUCUGAGCUUGCUCCUCUGCGUGCUCCCCUCAUUCCCAUGGAGCACUGCACCACCCGCUUCUUCGAGACAUGUGAUGCUGACGGCGACAAAUACAUCGCCCUGGAGGAGUGGGCCUCCUGCUUCGGCAUCAAAGAGCAGGACGUGGAUAAAGACCUCAUCAUCUAACUUCUUUUAAUGUGCAGCAAAAGUUUGAGACAAACUUCUAGUCACAAACAACCAGAUAAGGUGCUGAUGAUCCAUAAGUUAAUGAAAAAAUAAAAUAAAAUACAGUCAAGGUGCUAAUUGCAAGCUUGUUGUUUCUUUCCUAUUAUCAAUUAUCUUUUUCUAGCUAUACCACUAAAACAUUUCCAAAACGUUUAAGUUCACAGUUGGUACUAACCAUCAGAUAUUUGUGAACAUUUGAAUUAUUUUGUUUUUUGAAGAAAAA